Molecule: messenger RNA, 2616 nt
Organism: Cheilinus undulatus (humphead wrasse)
Lineage: Eukaryota; Metazoa; Chordata; Actinopteri; Labriformes; Labridae
Product: atrial natriuretic peptide receptor 1-like
Exons: 23
Coding region: 1-2616 (871 amino acids)
Biological process (GO): cGMP biosynthetic process; protein phosphorylation; intracellular signal transduction
Molecular function (GO): protein kinase activity; guanylate cyclase activity; ATP binding
Source: RefSeq, a predicted model, not a curated record
AUGAGGAAAAGUAAAAGAUUUUGUGUUCUGAUUUUGGUGUUUGUUUGCUGCGUGGAUCCGACAUGUUGUUGGCACGACCUGGACAACAGCGAGUAUGACUGCUGGCCUAUAGAGCGACCCAACGAGUACAACAUGAUCGACUGUGGAGGUCUGGAGAUGGCCUGGGUGGUCCGUCCUCCAGAGACGGUGAAGAUCGGCGAGGUGUUCAGCGUGGUGUACUCGGUCACAGCCAGAGACUCUUUCUACCAGUGGGCCAUGGACAACAGCAUCUUCACGCACAGUUCAAUCGUAGACGCUGUAGCAGCUCGAACCUUCUGUGAACAAGUGGACUGUCCGCUGAACUGGGCAGACGCCAACGGAGAGAAUUGCUGCAUCCAUCACGCCAACAUCCACUCCUGUCCUCUGGCGCUGAUGACAUCAGCCAGCAUCUGUGGCCCCUGGAUUCCUGAUGAUGGAAAAAUCGUCACUCACACCAUCUCGACCUCGGGGAAGAUGACCCAGACCAACUGGACGGCUAAGGUGGUUCUGUUCCAUGCCGGCCUAACGUCGCUCAUCGCUCACAUAAGAGUUGGAACCAUGCAGGCUGCUCUGGAGGCCAAAAGCACGGUGCACCCUGCUGUUGUGUGUGGGGAUGGUGUCUGUGAGGAGGCGGAGCUUUGCUCCACUUGUCCCGCUGACUGUGGCGAUUGUCCCAUGAGCGUGGGCACCAAGCUCGCCAUCGGGCUGCCGCUCAGCCUGCUCUGUCUCGGCAUAAUAGGGACCGCUGUGUGGCUGAGGUACCAGAAACAGAAGCUGCUGUGGGACGAGAGCUGGAUCAUCGAAUACACCACCAUCAAACAAGAUCAGGAGGCUCGUAUGACCAUGGGCAGCAUCAUGAGUGUCCCUGUAGGGAACAGCGACAGUAACACCAGCUGUGUCACCGCCCUCAGCUCGUACACUGGCCAACCAGGGACCAGGAAAACCCCCUUCACCAGCACCGGGAUCUAUGAUGGCAGGACGGUGGCGAUAAAGAGGAUCCAAACAAAGACGUUCUCUCUGUCCAAAACCAUCAGACAGGAAGUCAAACAGGUCAGGGAGCUGGAUCACCCUAACCUCUGCAAGUUCAUUGGUGGUUGUGUUGAGGUGCCCAACGUCGCCAUAGUGACGGAGUACUGCCCAAAAGGAAGCCUUAACGAUGUUCUUCUUAACGAGGAGACCCCGCUAAACUGGGGAUUCAGGUUUUCCUUUGCUACAGACAUCGCCAGAGGAAUGUCAUACCUCCACCAGCACAGGAUCUGCCACGGUCGACUCAAAUCUCUCAACUGUGUCUUAGACGACCGCUGGGUCUGCAAAAUCACAGAUUACGGGCUGAGGAUGUAUCGCAGGGACGAUGGGGCGGAGCCUCUUUCCACCUAUCAGCAGCGACUCUUAGAGGUGUACAUGCCACCUGAGUUUCAUAACACUAACGUGGAGCCGACGCUGGCCGGAGACGUCUUCAGUUAUUCCAUCAUUCUGCUGGAGAUCGCCACUCGCAGUGACCCCGUCCCUGCGGAGGAGUCCAACCUGGAGAGCGCCUGGUGUCCUCCCCUACCUGAGCUGAUCUCCAGUAAAGCCGACAGCACCUGUCCCUGUCCUGCGGACUACGUGGAGCUGAUCAGACGAUGCCGCUCUCAUAACCCCGCCCACCGCCCCACCUUUGAACAAAUCAGGAAGUUUGUUCACCGAAUCAACCCGAUCAAAGUCAGCCCUGUGGACAUGAUGAUGAACCUGAUGGAGAAGUACAGCAAACACCUGGAGGUGUUGGUGGCAGAGAGGACUCAGGAUCUGAUGCACGAGAAGCAGAGGACGGACCGUCUGCUCUACAGUAUGCUUCCUAAGCAGGUGGCUGAUGACCUCAGGCAGGGGAAACCUCUGCAGGCUCAGAGUUACGUCAGCGCCACCGUCUUCUUCAGUGACAUUGUAGGUUUCACACAGCUGUCCAGCAGCAGCACGCCGUACCAGGUCGUCGACUUCCUGAACAAACUGUACACGACGUUUGACGACAUCAUCGACAACUACGACGUCUACAAGGUGGAGACCAUCGGCGACGCCUACAUGGUGGUGUCCGGCGUCCCCCGGGAGAACGGGAUCCUCCACGCCUCAGAGAUCGCCAGCAUGGCUCUGGACUUGGUGGGCGUGUGUCGCACCUUCAGGAUCCCCCACAAACCCAGCACGCAGCUGCAGAUACGGGCCGGGAUUCACUCCGGUCCGGUGGUCGCUGGGGUUGUUGGGACCAAGAUGCCCCGUUACUGCCUGUUUGGAGACACGGUCAACACGGCGUCCAGGAUGGAGUCAAACAGCCUCGCCCUGAAGAUCCAGUGCAGCUCCAGCACGUUCUACCUGCUGGAGGAGAUCGGAGGCUACGUGCUGGAGUGCAGAGGGACUCUGCAGGUCAAGGGGAAAGGAGACAUGGUGACGUACUGGUUAGAGGGGAAGAAGAAGACUCCUGUCUCCAAGGACGCCAGCUCUGACGCCAAGAUGACCAGUCACGCCACCACGGAGACAGAGGCAGAGGCGAAGGGGGCGGAGCAAGAGGAGGACCUUUACACCUCUGUGCCUGGGGUUCUAGACCACGACCUCCUCCUGGAUCAAGCCUGA